AUGCCUCUACUUCUCUCCGCGCUGUUGGUCUUGCUGCUGGUUGUGCUUAGCGCACUCUUCCUAGGCCAAUGGCUUGUGGUCCGGUUGGCCACCAGGUGGUGUCAGCGGAAGUUGCAGGCAGAACUAAAGAUUGGCUCAUUCCGAUUUUUCUUCCAAAAUGUCACUCUUAAGUUUCAGCAGCACCAGCAUACGGUGGAAAUUGACAACUUGUGGAUUUCCAGAAAACUCCUUAGCUAUGAUCUGCCACACUAUGUGGCAUUGUGCUUUGGAUAAGUACGCAUCAGAACAGACCUCCAGAAGGUUUCUAGCUUGUCUGCUCCAUUCUCUCAGAACACGGAGGUGGAGCAGAAGGAGCUGUUUCUUAGCCCUUCCUUGUUGAAGAUCUUCUGCCAACUAUUCUCCAUUCAUGUCGAUGCCAUAAACAUCAUGGUUCUCAAGGUGGCCACCUCCGAGUCCUUGUGGCACAUCCAGAUCAGCAAAAGCAGAUUUCUUUUGGACAGUGAUGGGAAAGGUCUAAUCUGUCAGGUGAACCUAUCAAAGAUCAAUAGCAAAAUCUUGAAGAGUGGUCAGCUGGAGGAUACAUGCCUGGUAGAACUGUCACUGACCCUGGACCUGUGUCUACAGGUGGACAUCAGCAGUUGGCACCUGAGGGCUAUCACUACGGAUGUGUGUACGCUCCAUGCUGAGCUCCAUGAAGGUCUCUUUCAUAGUCAACUACUGUGUCAGACCCCAGGCCGGAAAUCCAAGUCUGUUUCUUGUUCAGAUUUGACAGAGGACUUUGCUGAACCAACUCUGCCUGGCCUAUACCUUCUCCAGCAGCUGCCAGACCAAGUCAAGGUGAAGAUGGAGAACACAAGUGUGGUGUUGUCUAUGAAUAGUCAGAAGAGGCACCUGACUUGGACACUGAAGCUGCUGCAUUUCCUGUACCACCGUGAUGAGGAUCAGUUGCCCCUUCGAAGCUUCACGGCCAACUAUGAUAUGGCACAGAUGAGCACUGAACUCCUACUAGAAGAUGGGUUGCUGCUGUCCCAGAGUCGCCAGCGGAUUGUCUGCCUCAACACCCUCGAGGCUAAUGUCCAGUUACAGCUAAACCAGGAAAAGGCCAACCUGCAGCUGGAAAGUGAAGAGCUCAACAUCCUCAUCAGAUGUUUUAAGGAUUUCCAACUGCAGCGGGCCAACAAAAUGGAGCUGCAAAAACAACAGGAAGAUUUGAGUGUAGUCCGUCGCACUGAGUUUUACUUUGCUCAGGCACGUUGGCGCCUGACUGAGGAAGACGGACAGUUGGGAAUCGCUGAGCUGGAGCUACAAAGGUUCCUCUACAGCAAGGUGAAUAAGUCUGAUGACACAGCAGAACAUCUCCUGGAGUUGGGCUGGUUCACUAUGAACAAUCUUCUCCCCAAUGCUAUCUAUAAGGUGGUUUUGCGGCCCCAGAGUUCCUGCCAGUCGGCGAGACAGCUAGCCUUCCGCCUUUUCAGCAAAGUCCGACCACCUGUUGGGGGUAUCUCUGUUAAGGAACACUUUGAGGUGAAUGUGGUGCCUCUCACUAUUCAGCUGUCGCACCAGUUUUUCCAUAGAAUGAUGGGAUUUUUCUUUCCUGGUCGAAAUGUGGAAGAUGAUGAAGUUGGUGAUGAAGAGGAGAAGUCCAAAUUGGUGACAACAGGAAUUCCAGUAGUGAAGCCUCGGCAGCUGAUGGCAACAGAUGAUGCAGUUCCACUCGGCCAUGGGAAAGGUGUAGCACAGGGUUUGACUCGGAGUUCUGGGGUCAGAAGAUCAUUUUGCAAAUUACCUGAGCACCCAGCUGAUGAUAUUGACAAGAUGAAAGAGCGAGCUGCCAUGAACAACUCCUUCAUAUACAUAAAAAUCCCACAAGUUCCACUGUGCGUCAGUUAUAAGGGUGAGAAGAACAGUGUGGACUGGGGUGACCUUAACUUGGUGCUACCCUGUCUGGAGUACCACAACAACACGUGGACAUGGCUGGACUUUGCUAUGGCUGUCAAAAGGGACAACCAAAAAGCUCUGGUUGCCCAGGUAAUCAAAGAAAAGUUAAGGUUGAAACCUGCAACAAGGUCUGAGGUCCGGGGAAAGCUAGAGACAAAAUCGGACCUGAACAUGCAACAGCAGGAAGAGGAGAAAGCGAGGCUCCUUAUUGGUCUAAGUGUGGGUGACAAGAACCCUGGCAAGAAGUCCAUCUUUAGCAGGCGCAAGUGA
Messenger RNA from Microtus oregoni (creeping vole), 2208 nucleotides. Its product is annotated as protein KIAA0100-like. Lineage: Eukaryota; Metazoa; Chordata; Mammalia; Rodentia; Cricetidae. The record is from RefSeq and is a predicted model, not a curated record.